AUGGCAGAAAAAUAUAAGGAUGUCAAACUUAGAAGAAAAUCUAAUGAUAACACCAACAACGACACCAACAGUGAAAGGAAACAUUUUCCCUUAAAUAAAAACCGAAUUAUAAAUGCGGUUUGA
Messenger RNA from Dentiscutata heterogama, 123 nucleotides. Lineage: Eukaryota; Fungi; Glomeromycota; Glomeromycetes; Diversisporales; Gigasporaceae. The record is from the annotation of a GenBank genome assembly.